This is a messenger RNA of Ceratosolen solmsi marchali, 634 nucleotides long. RefSeq names its product neuronal Synaptobrevin (gene nSyb). Gene Ontology annotation, cellular component: membrane. Gene Ontology annotation, biological process: vesicle-mediated transport. The transcript has 5 exons. Bases 11 to 553 code for a protein of 180 amino acids. The record is from RefSeq and is a predicted model, not a curated record. Lineage: Eukaryota; Metazoa; Arthropoda; Insecta; Hymenoptera; Agaonidae.
GUAAUGAUAAAUGAUAUCGUAUGCUUUCUCAAAAUGGGCAACUGAGGGGGGUGGACUUGUUCCUGACGUGGCAGGUGGCGUGGGAUCGGGAGUUCCUGGUGGUGAUGGCAUCAUAGGUGGUCCAAGGACUCCUCAGCAGGUUGCCGCACAGAAACGGUUGCAGCAGACUCAGGCGCAAGUCGACGAGGUUGUCGAUAUCAUGAAGACUAACGUUGAGAAAGUUCUUGAACGAGACCAGAAACUUUCUGAACUCGAUGAUCGAGCUGAUGCACUCCAACAAGGUGCGUCUCAAUUUGAACAGCAAGCUGGAAAGUUAAAGAGGAAGUUUUGGCUACAAAAUUUAAAGAUGAUGAUAUUUAUGGGAGUUAUCGGAUUAAUUGUGCUCGCCAUUAUAGUUGCGAAAUUCAUGCCGGAGUCAGUAUCUGCACCUCCGACUCCAGUCUACCAAUAUCCAAUACUAGAACCACCAGCAGCCGCUCCCGUGGGUAAAGCUUCAAGUGUGUCCCAGUUAAGCCCAGAUACCGCUGUUGGAUAUGCCAAUCUUUUGUAUUAAGGUUCAACAUCGUAUAAUUUACCACCUUUAAUCUCCUUCUCUUAUUCUUUAAUUCUGUACCAACUUUCUCGAGCAGAAUUA